CACCUGUGCCCGCAAAAUAAAUGGUUCAUUGUUGAUAAUCCAUAUUAAUAUAUCAUCCACCAGGGGGCGCAUGAUUAGCUCAAUUCUAUAUACUACAGUAUGAGUAAAAUGGCGUGCAUGUUGUGAAGUUAUAACGUCGUGCAGGCAAUGGAGUGUCCUGCGAGAUGAAUAGCACCACGUGCAUAACUUUUCUCUCGAGAAUUGCCUAAAAUCGUCCGAAAGAAAGCGUCACUCUCCCGAAAAAGCCAGAAACAAUGUACCAUGAGCUACAGCGGAAAUAUGCCAGACUGGCAUCAGUAUAAUCCACCUCAACCGGGACGUACAACAGCGUCCCAGCCUCCGAAUGCCACUUCAUCACACCACUUCAUCUCCAGUAUUAGCCCCCCAGCGCUAGAAGGAAUAAACAUUUCACCAUCUCAACAACCGUCUCUAAAACAUCAACGAAAUGAAGUCAACUAUCCCCGCAAUUACUCCACCUCGGCUCUCCCAGGUCCUUGUCCAACUAGCACAACCCUACCUCCUCCAGGAGGCCACAUUCCUCCUCUCCCAAACUGCCCGGGGCACUAUGGGACCUCCUCCCGACCUUCAAUGAUAGAUCCUCCCUCCUUGCACCCUCCUCUCACCAUUCCUGAACCCGAGCUGCCUCACCGAACUCCCCAGAUGCCCUUUUCCGGCCCCUCGACCCAUCCCAACGCCAACCUAACAGUAAAUCCAAACCUCCACACAGGGGGUCUCACAGCUCAGACCUCUCCAGUAGCUCCUCUAUCACCAGGAAGACAAGCGUACGUCUGCAAGCUUCCUUGUUGCAACCCCGAUACCCAAAUGGCCUAUCAACAUUGGGAAAAGUACAAUCAUUACCAAAGCAACUCGACCUAUCGAGAAAAUCUCCCACGAUCAACUUAUCCAAUGGAAAAUCGAAGGUACGUCGCUGAGAUGAAUCUGCGAAAAGACUGUCCGGAGAACAAAGAGCAUCCAGGUACUUCUUUCCCAGGAAUUUCAUUGGAUCAUCGACGAUCCUACGACUACAAAUAUCGUAAGGAAAUAUCGAGAAAUUAUUCUUCUUCUGGAAUACAUCCGACUUAUCAAAUGCAAAACUAUAAUUUCCCGAGUGAUUGCCAAAAAUGUCCUCACUCAGUGAAAGAUUACAUGAGACGUAGUGGAACAUCUGCAUCGAUAAACCAGCAAAAUCAGCAGAUGAUGAAAUAUCCAGAGCAACAAAUGCCCCAGAAGUACAAUUCUAAAUUGAAUUAUCAGGGUGGAAGUCAUCAGCCUGGAAUGCCAACAACCAGCACAGCGAAUCAUCCAUCUUCCCUUCAAAAUUCUUACUUCAAUCCGCCGAUAUCGAGGGACGUAUCCAGAGAGUUUCCUCGUGAAUAUCAAGAAACGAACGCAAGUAACAGGAUACCACCGGGCAAUCCCUCGAUGAUGCAUGGCAGUUACCAAAAAUUCCAGCUCUAUCAACAAAAGAUGGCGAUGCAACGAUUCUCUCUGGAAAAUCACCUUCGAGGAAUGUCGAGAGUUCAUGGAUAUCAGUCUCAUCCAAAGUACCAGGAAUGGCUCAUGAAAUAUCGAGAGAUAAUGAGGCUGCAACAAAAUAUAGAUUGUCAAAAUUUCCACCAGGAGCCGAAGAUCCCACCGACAAGUCCAAACGCUCCAGUCCCACCCAUUAACUUACAAUUUGAUCAAAACGGUUGUCUCAUUAAUUCCUCAUUUGCUCACAGUCAUUACUCAGGAAUGCAUAAUUCAGGGAAUCCAACGGCGAGUACAGAGAGCUCAGAGCCAUCACCACAAGCUUCUGGUAACGUGAUAAAUCCCCUGGAGCAGAAUCUAUAUAAACACCCAGAUCAGUCGAUGAACUUGCCACGAGACGACGCUCUCCAUCAUCUUCGUAACAAUGUUACUGACCACUAUCAAAUGCCAGAGAAUCCCAAUGAUAACUACGAGAACAUGAUCGUUGAUGUAGAUGGAAUAGAUCCAACGAGAGCGAUGACAGCAGCUACUGCUACUACAUCAACGACAAUGGCAGCAGCAGCAGCUGAUCUAGCAAAUUCCAGAGAAUUCACUGACAAACCGCAGUUGGACGUCCGGCAGUUUCUCGCUAAUUGGGACGAGACGGAGGAGGAAGAGGGGGGAAAUGUCAGCAUACAGGAAGUAUCAAGUAACUCAAAUUCAGUUAUCGUCAGAAAUAUGAGGGAAUUGAAUGCACAGAGUCAUAGCGGCAACGUACCUAGUCCCCAGCAGAGCCAGGUACCGAAUCAAAAUUCGAAUCAGAGUCACAAUCAGACACACAACACCAAUACGACUGUAAAUUGUAAUGAAAUUCAGAAUCAUAAUCAGAAUGACCAUCAAACAAUGUUGGAAACGUCACCAGUUGCCCCAAAUUCCACUACAAAUCUCGAAACAGCUGUGAUUGAAGCAAAUGACGUAGAGGCGAUAGCAUCAAAUGGAUUGAAAACCAUCGAUGAUUUCACAAGCUCUGGAGCAAUAGUGCAAUGCAUUCAAACUGACAGCAGUGAUAUUCCAACGAUUCACAUUGUCGAUCAUUUACCCCAAGACUCGGAGCUUGCAACAAUUCAAACGGUCUACGGGGACGUGACAUCUCUGAGUAUCGAGCAGAUAGCAUCAGCACCGGCGGAGAUUAUUAACGGCCAUCAGGAGGCUGGGGAGACGAUUACUUUGUUUGGUCAAGACACCGGGGUAUGUUCAAAGGAACCAGAGUGUUGCAACGAAGAGCCCGAGGAAGCUUCAGCAGCCAUUGAACAGGUGGGCUCCAUGGAGUCUUCGCCAUCUUCGACGAGUCCUGUAAACUUGCCAACUAAUAAUGUCAACAAUAACUGUGGAAAUAGUCCUAUGGAUACCCAACAAGAUCCUCCACGACCUGAAGACACUAAUGAAGUUCCUCGGAAGAGUCAGGCGAAUGAAGCAACUCCUUUGACAACAUCUUUAACAAAUUCUUUAGCAACUUCGUUGAAGAAACAACACAGUUUCGCGAGUGAAGAGUCACACAAUCCGGAUGACAUCAGUCUCCCGGACCUUCCAAUGUCUGAGUGCACUCCAAUGUCGACUACAUUGAAUACCCCGGUACAUUCAGACAGCGAGGAGUCCUCUGGGCACGUGGACAAUCUCUCAAUAUCUACCAAUCCCAUUGAGAUAAUUCAAAAUUCACCAAUAAUCAGCUUCACCCAUUCUCCCUUGAAAAUCGAUCCCUACAGCAACCUUGAGACUAACAGAUUAUCAGAAAAACGUCCCCACGAUUCUCUGGACUUUGAUUUUGGUGGUAAUACGAAUAACAAAUCAGCGGAAAUUGAGAGCUUUGAGAUCGCCAGAAGAUCAUCAUCAGAAUCUCGUCCAUCAUCUUCGAAGAGUCCAGAGAAUGAUAAUCAACUUCCCUCGAUGCCUUCAGUGCCUUUGAUGGACGACCCUGAGAAAUCUGAUAAAGAUCAAGAAUUUUAUCCAUCAUCUGAUCCUAUGAUGGGCAUGAAUAAGACAAAAAAGAAUUCAAACGUGAUAACAGACUCAUCUAACGACAUUACCCAAGUUGGUGAUUGUUCAGUGGCUUCAUUAAAUAACAAUGCUGUGCCAGGUACUCCAGUCAGUCGUAUUUUAUCAACUGAUGAGAUCGACACUGGCAAAUGUCCAUCAAUUAUUGAUACCGAGGACUUUCAGCCUACGGAUGACCUCGACAAACUGUGCAAUAUAUCAUUGGAUAGCUCUUGCAUGAUGCCACUAAUGCCUGAGGAUUCACAGGGACCUAGACUGUCAGCUGUUGCGAUCGAUGGCCUGAAAAAUGUUCUACCAAUUGCUAAUUUGGAUGAACUUGACUCGUCUGACGACGAGGAUAAGGAUAAUAAUGAUUGGGUGGAGGUUGGGUCAAUGGACGGAUGUGCAGAGCGUAAUGGUGCUAAUGAUAUGAUAAUCAUGCCAAAUGAAAAUCCAAGUAUUGAAGUUACGUUGCGAGAGACUGAGAAAGAGAGUGAGAAUAAACAAGGUAAGAAUAAAGGUGAAAGAGCUAAAUAUAUUCGUUCGAUAUUUGACACCUCCGAGGAUUCGCAGAGCGCUGGAUUUGACGGUUUCAUGAGGAGACGAGAGGAGAGGAACACCAAAGAUCGUUUGAAUUCAUUAACUGAGUACAGAAAAAGUAAAGUAAAUGCUUUGGAGAAUGUAAAUAAUUCGAAAAAUCAAAUGAGCAACGAAAUUUUGUUCACCGACCCACAGGUCGAUAAUUCGCGUAUUGACUCACUGAUUAUCAGACGGAGCUCCUUCGAAGAAUCACCAAGAGAAACGCGAAAACAACCAGCCACCGAUAAAGACCAAAUAGCACGAAAAAAUGAACCUCUGAACCGCGAUGUUUGCAAAAUAACGCAGAGUUUUCGAAGAACCCAUAAAGAUACGGAUGUUGAAAUUCAUGUGGCGAACAUAAACGUUGAAAAACUAUGCAGUUCCUCUACUAGUGAACAGGUAGAUGGCAUUGAAAUAAAGAUAAAUGUAUCGAGGCACGAUAAGAAACGCCGAUUAAAAAAUUUUGAAAAAUCGGAAGAGAGAACGAAUGAAAUAAAAAAAGGUUACUCUACGAAAUUUGAAAAUGGAAAUUAUCGACCUCAAAGGAUAUUUCCUCGCCGAAGAAUAUCGAAUCCUGAAGCAAUAGUAUCAAAAAUAUCAAGCAAACAUGUUCGGAGAAGGCACAGUGGAGGUCAUUAUCGAUCUUACCGCAAAUCAACUGAGGAGAGGAAUCGAUUGGAGUGCCUUCCAAAGCUUCAGCCUCUUCCAAAAUCAUUGAACAAAUCGGAAACGAGUGAGGUGAGCUUCUCGGAGGGUCCAAUAUCCUCCUAUGAUGACUCUCAGACCUCCACAGGGAUAUCUGUCCCCACAGAAGCUGCAAACACAUGCGACAGUCAGUGCACGGAGGCAGAGAGUCCAUUUGAAAAUGUAGAAAUCUCAAAAACGAGAAAUCCAAGUCGAAGAGCUUCGUUGGACUAUGAGAGCUUUGCCCCAGAGUUCGAUGAACUGGAAAACAUGGCAUCACGGUCAUCCCAGUCCAGACUGCCUGACACAUCUCUCCUGGCCCCUCUCACCACUCCAGGGCCAUCAACCACAUCGCAAACCGACGAUCUUUGGUCUAAAAUGAAUUUCUCGAUGGACACGUCAGCCAUGGACUUUGAUAAUUUCGACGUUGCUCCUAAUGAUACGGUCAAUAACUUCCCUAUCGAGGACAGAACUUCCUCGACUUUGACAGAAGAUCGUGCAUUGAGUAGAAGAUUAGAAGAAUGUGAAAAAUUCCGGAAUCCUUAUUCGAUAUCACCAGCUAACCAGUCUCCAGAGAUAAACCUCAAUGAAGUUCCCGUUUACACAACCAAAGAUGGUAAAAUAAAGUACAGCCCUAAUCCCAAGUAUACAUACAGAGUUCUGAUAAUGGAGGCGAGACAACGAGAGGGAUUAUUUCGUGAUUUAUCGCGAGAUAAUCCGUGCAGUCAACGAGGAAUGACCGAUCAUCAGGAUACAGGAAUGCAAAAACGAAAACAAGAAUCACCAAGUAAGGAAGAAAGAAGGAAAUACUCUAGCGAGUGCCCUGCAAUGAGAUCGAGAGAGUUAUUCUCAAGGAGGAAAUUAGAUGAUUCAUCCUGGAGAACAAAUAGAUCCAAUAAAUAUGACAGAUGGAGAGAACGACCGCCAGAAAUGGAGAGUGAUGAAGUGUCGGUGGAAUCUAGUAGGUCAGAAUCUCAUCACUUUUUUUUAGGAAAGAAGCCAGAGAAAUUGAGCGCUGGAGACGAUCUGACUGGUUCGUCGAAAGGGAAGAAUAGCGUGAACUGUGACAGUGAACGAGGAAUCGAUAGUUUAAUGGUAGGUUCGAUAAACAACCUCUCGGUUAUGAGCGAGGGCUCAAGGACUGACGUGAUAUUAAAUAGUGCAAAAUCCGUUGAAAGUAGUUUAUUUAAUGGAGAUGAAUUGGAAUUAUUUUCGAGAAAUGAAGUCCCUGAAAGGGUAGAUGAAGACCAGGAUGGAGGGCAUGAACCAAAGGACACACCAUUGAACAAUUUCGAGGAAAUUGUUGAAGAUAAAAUAAUGGAUAUUGAAAAGAAGAGGAGUAGUUUGGUACCUGAAUUGAGUGAUGAGGAGAGUAAGGAUCCGAAGGAUGGUAAUGAAUUUUUUAAACCACCUUCUAGUGUUGAUAUCGAGCAAGAUUCUCAAGCUAUUUUGACAGACAGUGGCCUUGAAUCGUCCACGACGUAUACUGAAGGUGUUAAAGAGCCUAAACGACUGUCAAUAUGGCAACGGGACAUAAUUAUUUCACAUUCUGAGGUGAAUUCAAUGGUCAAAAAAUGCGAAAAAAAUCCAAAAAUCCUCUCUCAAACUAACAAUGUGGAAUCCGAAGCGAAUAAGGGAGCCAAUCUAGGGGAGGAGCAUAUAACAGAUAUAAGAGAAGAGUCUAAAGAUGGGGGAAAGCCUGAACUAAACGUAACAAUUCAGAAUGAUGAAGAAAUUGCUGAAAAAAUUUGCGAAACUCUAGAGUGCAAUCAUUCUCGUCCGGAAAAUCGUGAAGAAAUUGAAGGACCGAAAAUUGUGGAAAUCAGGAAUUUGGAGGUGAUCUUCCCAAAAAAUUGUCAGAAUAACUUGGAAAGUAGUGUUCUCAAAGGUUUGGACUUGGCUUUUCCAAGUCGACGAAUUACAAAGCUUAAGAAACCGAAAAUCAGCAUCGAGAUUGUGAAAGAAGAUUUGAUAAUUAAUGAAGAGAGUGCGUCGAAGCCCGUAAAACAGUUUGAGGGGCAUUCAUCAGGUAUUUCUUCAAGUAGAAAAUCAGAAGUCCCUUCUAGGAGAGCAUCGAGUGAUGAGGUGAACACUUUCAGAGAAAAAAUUCCGCCAUUCAAAUCGAAAUUCGAAUUUUUACCAUUGAAUACGUUAUUCUGCGACUUGAGGAGUACUGGGAAUGAUGAUAAAAUUCCAGAGGAGUUGGAAGCAGUUGAAAUCAGAGAUGAAAACCAAAAACCACAAGAUAAAAUGCCAAAGAGAAUCAUUGAGGAUUCACAGACGACUGAGCAUCGUUUUGAAAAACCAGAAGUGCCUCCAAUAAAUCCAGUAAAACCUUCCACAGCUCCAGCGCGUAAAAUUAGACAACUGGAUACACCUGAAAUCUCCACAGAGUCAGAAGUCUCGAACUUCACUCUCGAGACACUCAGUUCUACACAGUUUGGAAGCGAAUACGCAGCUUCUAAAGCAGACGAGGGUAGCAGCGCUGGAGUAAAUUUCCUGUCGACUUCGAGUCAAGAGGCUAUUGAUGCCACUGACCUCAAGAAGGUGCGGAAGAACCUCGCGUUGUGUGCCUUGACCGAUAAAUCAGAGACAAUUGAAAGUUCAAUGAUAACUCCUCACAAUAAAACCGAUGGGCGAGAUAAAAUUUUAACAUUUUCUGGACGCAUUUCUUCGGAGAGUGAAGACGAUUCAAAUGCCCAGGAUGGAUCACCGAUCGGAAGAACCGAUGAAGAAUCGAGAAAUGAUGAGAAAAAGGACACUGCACUGAAUUUUUCGGGGAAGAUUCAGAGUCCAGAGGCACCUUCAGAGCCUCAUAUUUCCUCUCCUGUUCGGGUCAUAGUACCUGAAGACACGGAGGAGGCCAGUAAAGCUUUAAACUUCUCCGGUAAAAUACCAAGUCCUAAGAAUUCCGAGGAUUUCUCUCCACAGGCUGAUCCUAAAUUAGAGCCAAGUUCUAAUAACAAUGAUGAAGUCGAGAAUCUAACAUUCGCAGGGAGAAUUCAAAGUGAGAGCCCCCCAAAGAGUCCAACGACUUUCGACAAAAUUCCAAAGUUUAUAAUAAAAAAGACUGACUGUUCCUCGAGAUCUUCCUCGAUCUCCCAGAUAUUUCCCUCUGACAUAUCGGUCCAGAAAAGUUUCGACAGUCGUGCUUCAUCCUCCCACAGGCUAUCGUCACACCCUAAAAUACCAAAGAUGAUUAUAAGAAACGUGAGAUCUCGUCCUGGUACUCCAACGAUAGAGGAGAAUGCUGUGGAACUGUCAUUCCCGAAAACCAAUGAGUCUGAGAAUCAGAAGAUCUUUGAAGUGCAAAUCAAACUCGAUGACAAAUGCUCGAGGCGUGACCGAGACGGCCCAAUCCGCAAAUCCCUGGGCAUAAUCGAGUGCAAAGUCCCAAGGAUGAAGAUCAAACUCGAGGACAAACACUCGAAAAUGACUUUUGAGCAUGCCUCCAUGGAACUAUCAGGAAACGAUUCAGAAUCCUUCGCCAACGUUCCAAAAUUAAAAAUCAGAAAGAUAAGGAAAUCAUCUCCUGCGCAAGAUACGCAAAUUACUGAAUCAUCAGAAGGUAAAAUUGAAAGUCGGUCCACCCAACCCAUAAUAUUCGCAGAAUCGAGUGUGUCAACAAAAACAUCAGCCCGUCCCUAUGAAAUUUUCGAAAAAUCUCUCAACAAAAUUCCCAAGCUGAAAAUUAAAAAACAGGACUCAAGGAAGUCCUCACCCUCGCCAGAAUCCUCCAGGAGAAAACGUCCACGAAGUCCUACGGAGUCAUCGACAAAACGUUCGAAGAAGUCCACUAGCCGUCAUCACUCUACAGAGCCGCGAGAUUCCAGGCCAUCCUCCAUCGACCUUGAAACAACAACAACCUCCACUACAGGUCUCUCCGAGAAAAUUCCCAAGGUGAUAAUCAAACGAGCUUCAUCGACAUCGGAGUUCAAGUGUGAACUGAGUAAAGACGGAGCUGAGGGUAUAAUCAGGAACUCCAGAUGGCAACCAGAGGUAAAAUUGGAACGCUUCAAAGUCUUGGAUUCAAUAGCCAAAGAGCAGCGAAGUACCCACCUACCUGUGCAACUUCUGGAGGAAGUGACUAAGUCGUUUGAAGUGGACGAGUGCUCGAGUAAAUUAAGAAAAUUCAAGAGAACGUCUUCUGUGCCCUCUAGACGAGGCGACGAGUCGGACAGGUCUUCUAGCAGGGGCAGAAGACGAUACUCUGACCCGGAGAAGCAGCAGUGUUGUCACGACAAUGACUCUGACAGUGAGGAUCUUCCAAGGAUGGUUAGAAGGAACUUCACACGACGCCUAGCAAGUUUCUCAAGUCGAGAUGAAAGUUUGGACACUAGAUCGGAAUUUUCACUGAAAGAUGUACCUCAAAAAAGAGAAACAUUACAAGCAUUUGUGGAUCCUGAAGAGGUGACUAGGAGUGAAUUCGAGUACCCAAAAAUCAAUUCUAGUCACAAAACUUUGAAAAUCAUCCCUCCCAAGCCAGUCACACCAGUAGAAACGGUAGAAAGUGUCAUCGAUGCUGGCGCAGAUACAAAGAGCUCGGAGGAUCAAUCAGUUAUUAAACUCGAAUCCUCUGAUGAGAGUCAAACGACUAUCGAGAUGCUUCCAGCGUCCUCGGACAUUUCCCAACCAGAGUCUGAGGUUCCAAUGCCUCUUGAAGGUGAGAGGAGAAUAGCGAACGGUGACAUGGCGAGAUUGUAUUCAGCAGAUGCUAUUCCAACGCAAUUUGAACUUGAACUAGAGAUCGUUGAUAAUUUUUCAGAGUCUAUGGACAUUACCAUUCCUGGAGUCCCGUCAUCACCCUCCAAGGGCCACGAAGAAUACUGGAAUUAUCAACAACAGGAGUGCUCACCAUCUGACGUGCCUGGACCAAGUUUUCUUGACAAUAAUCAUAAAGAAGAAUUAGAACAUGUUCGCAGCGAAGCGAAGAGCAUUUGCUCCUCCGAUUCACUGGUCAAGGACGUUUUGGCUGCCAAGGAAACCUUGAAAAGGUACUUAGCAUCGUCCAAACAGGUGGUGAUUCCAGCUCCGAGGAUGAAGACUGCUGCUGAGAAAAAGCAAUUCUCGGCUUCAGAAUUUCUUGAGAUCUCGGGGAAGGAGGAGCGAGUUAAAAGUGGUGACAAGAUAAGGGUCUUCCAGAAGGGUAUGGGAACGUCUAGAGAUUCUGCUAGGCCAGAGGUGUCCAAGACUAAAGACAGAGAGAGAUCGAAAAGCGAUAGGAGUUCUGGUUCUUCGGAGAAUAAGAAACAUACGAGGAAGAAGGAGGAUUCUAAGGCUUCUCAUGUGGAAGGAAGACAUAAGUCUAGUCGCGACUGUACAAAAGAGUUGAAGAGGCAUAGGAGUCACAGUGGAUCAAGUGAGUCGAGCUCCAAGAGGAUGAGGCCACCUUCGACGUCGGGGUCGUCAAGGAAGGAAUCAACUAGUAAGUCUGAGCGAGAAAGCAAGAGCCUUAAGAGAGAGAACUCCUCAAGAUCUCAUGAGAAGGAGGUGAAGAAGGAUCCUAAGAGAACUAGCGAGGCGAUGCCGGUGUUGGUUCCUGAGGGAGGCAUUGUAAUUGAACCGAGCCUGAGAGAGACAUCUAGGUCUCCUCCUGUUAUCACGAAGCAAGAGAGCAGUGAACUGAACCCAGAAAGUCCCAAGAAAGUUGAGGAAAGUGCCGGAGAGAAGAUUAGGGAGAUUAUCGAGCAGGAGAGCGAAGGAUUGACGUUUGCGGAUAUUGUUACCAAGAUGGCUUAUCAUGAGAAGGCAACAAUAAAACACAAAAGAUAUUGCAUCCUUUGUGAACGAUGGUUUCCAACGACAGCAAGACAUCGCAGGCAUUUAAGUGGAUAUCAGCAUCGUCAUACUGAGCUCACUCAACGCAGAACCGUCCAUGCACUAUUUAUGCUAUUCACUGGAAAGCCAUGCCCAAGAUUACUGCCCGCUAGUAUCGUUAGAACUGAUUGUACACCUGGAGAGGCAACGCCACUUCAAAUUGCCGUUCAGGACGUAGCAAUAAGUCUGGAAAAAAGCGCUGUGGACAAGACGAAAAAAUUAAAUGAGGAAGAUAAAUGAGUAAAAUGUAAGUAGAGAAUAAAAAUACAACUGGGGUCGGUGAUUUUAGUUGACUAGCCAAAGAUAUUAGGAAAUGAAAUCAAUUUAAAACGGGAAUACAGGUUUCUCCAAUGUAAGAAAAUUAUGAAAAGUCAAACCAAGUAAAAAAACAAAAAAAAAAAAGAAUAUAUAUUAAUUGUACAAAAUGAAAUGUUACGUGGGCGUUCGUGGAAAUGUGCUCGGGAGUCUUAUUAAACACAUUAUAUUCUACAAUCGAUAUAUAUAUAUAUAGAUAUAUAUAAUAUAGAUAUUACAAUUUAUAUUUAUUACUGUGAUUCCCGGAGGGACUCACUAGAUAUAUUAUACGCAUACACGCAUGUAUGCACGGGUUAUACACGUGUUUUUAAUAUAUAUUAUGAAAUAUUAGUUGACCAAUGAUCCGUGGGACAAUUCAUGAGUGAUGAAGGGACACGUUUCUAAAAUUAUUUAGUAAUUGCUACAUUAUCAUUUGAAAUAAAGGUAAAAAAUCAACUCAACACGAGGUUUCUAAUGCAGUUUAGUCUUUCAACAGGAAUUUCUAAGCAUAUUUCUUUUGUUUUUAAUGAGCACGAGUGCCUUAAUCAUUUGAAGCAGUAUUUUCUCAUGAUUGUAAAGACAUGAACCAAAAAUUGUUCACAAGAUUAUUUCUCAAAGAAUAAUCGGUAAUUUAAUGAAUUGACAUUGAGUACUAAAUGCAUUCCCAUUAUUGUGAAAGACUUUUUCAAAUUGUAAAUGUGAAUCUCCACACUAAAUUGAGGAUUCAAUUGAACAUAAAAUUAUUGUGAGAAAAUUAAGACUUGUUAUUACCAAGUACAAAGUUCAUCACCAGAUUUUUUUUAAAGUAAAGUUUUAAUUUUCUGGAAAAAUUGAUUUUCAUGAUACAUCACGUGGAAAGCUGAUAUUUUUGCAUACACACUCGCUUUGUGAUUAGCAUAUCCCUCUUGAGAAUGGAUAAUAAAGCCUAAAAACGUAAACCAAUGUGACCUUAUAGAAAAAAAAUAAUACUGUCAUAAUAAUAAACAUAUAAAAACUCUAUAUUUCAAGAUUGAAUCUAUUUUUGAUGGCUAUCGGUUUGCCAAAUGCUAGCGUCGAAUUUAGACGCUUAAUCAAAGAUUUACUUUUUGAUCGGAACGAGUGUAAUUCAGUGUCGAAGAAGUGAGAACAGGAAAUGAAUAAUAAAUGAAUCAAUUUGUAGGAAAAUUGAUGAAUUAACUGAAACAAAAAAAGAUCUUUACAUUCACGCGUAUUUCCUGUUCUUGCCCAUUUCGUGACGAGACAAAGGGAAAACCUACAAAUCGGUAAUUGUGCAUUUACAUAUUAAACGAGGACAGAGUGAGAAAAAUGUAUGAAAAAUCUAUAUCCAUAUAUUUAAAAAAACAACACUGGUUUUAUUAGGGAGUAGAGGGAUUUCGGGGAUUCAAUGAUUAAAUGUUUUAACUAACGGUUGUUGUGCGUUCGAUGUGCCUAAAUUAGCAAAAAAGUAAAAGAAAAAUUUAUAAAUAGUAAUAUAUAUUGAGAAGAUAAUUAAUAUAUUAUUAAAUAUAUAUUUGUACACAUGUACAAAGAAACUUUAUGUACGGUUUGAAUGAUGACCGUAUGAGAACUGUUAUCGUGAUUCGUACGUGCCGUAUGCCUUAAAUAUAACAGGAUUUUAUUGAUCAAACGAUUAAAUAAAUCAACAUAUGGGGAGAAUAAUUCAGCAGAGAGAUGGCAAAACGUAAUAGCAGAAGCAAUUUUUUUAUUGUCUCGCCAAUUAUUCGAUUGGCGAAACGAGGACCUCCGACUUCGUAUAGUGAUUUUCAAUAAUAAUUUGAAACCAUCGAAUUCCAGGUGUUUCUGACGUAUUAUAUGUCACAUGAGUUAACGAUUGACACUCACUGUUACUUAUUGAAACGAAAAUGGAAAAACUUCAUCAUCGUAAUGUGCGAUCAAAAAAAAUUUCAAAGAAGGUUGUUUUAAUUUUCCAAACCUAGAAAAAGCAAAUUUAGAAUAUCGCCUCCGUUUCAGUUUAUAAUUUCACACGUGGAAUCAACUUCUUUGUUUCAUUUUCGUCGACUAGAAUAUACCAUUCAGUUCUUGAGAGCCAGUUUUUUUAUAUUUUCUGAACUUUUAAAUAGAACUUAUAUGUCACAUCGCUUUGCCGGAUCUCGAUUGAAUUAAACCCUACCUUUUUUCGAAGUUACCUUGUUGGUGGAACCCUUGUGAUAGACUAUUGCUAAUGAUUUCCCGAGGUCCCAACCCUAGCGAAUGAACACUCUGAAUCCCAGCUCUGCUUUGAACUCAUUUUUAAUCCAAAGAACGAUUUUAUAGUGAUAAAUAAAUUAGGCUAUCUAUAAAAUGAGAUGAGUCAAUUUUACAUUAAUUAGAAUUUUUAAUUAGUAAAACUUAUGGGAAAGAUCUUCCUGGAGGUUUUAGGUCUACAAGACCAACAGCGGAACACCCUGCAAACUUAUAAAUUUUGGCAUUUUUUCUCAAUUUUUAUAACUCAGAAACAAGUGUAUUUUUUCGGCUCAGUUGAAACACAUCACCUUUGGGCGGCUCCAGUCGGUCCUAUUAACCAGAAUUCAUUCUUUAGAUUGUCAAAUAUUUGUUAUAUUGCCAGACUAAAUUAAUUUAGGAGAAUUUUAUGUGAAUUCAAGAUCAUUUGGCUGUUAACUUUAAAAUAAACAUAAUCGUAAUAUAUGUGCGUUAUGUCUUCUCGAGAUAUUUCAUUUGUUUUUAACUGAAAUUCAUCAAAUUGCCUUUUGUUUGUACAAUUCGAAUGAAUAUAGUACUAGAAAAACAAUGUUGAGAUCGUAAGACUGUACUGAGUUGACAGCAUUUAUAUUUCCUUAUUAGAAUGAAAUAUUAUUUAGUUACAAUAACGUAAUUACUGAUUUCGUUAAUUCUCAACAAAAUUCGCUACGACGAACUGAGUCCAACGAUAAGAAUAUUUGUUUCUGUCAGUGGUAAUUGAAAAAAAGUGUAGAUAUACUCGAGUUGCAAAAUUUUUUCACAAUUUUAUUUCUAUUCUAAAACAAAAUUAGUGUUCAUUCACUGGUGUUUCCCUCUCAGUCCCACAUGUAAUUAUGUUCUUUAAAUAUCCUACGAUUGACUCGCUAGAGUUUCAACAAAACUAAAAACAUCCCUGAAACGUAGGAAAUACUAAAGAAAUCAUGAACAUAAUUACAUAUUUAUUUGUACAUUUGUACCUAAUUAAAAUAGUCCCUUUGCAUGACUCAGUAUUCAAACGAAAAAAGGUAAUAGGUGUGUUGAUUAUCGCUGUUUCCUGUUAAAUAAUUUGUAUUUAUAUGUUGAACUUAUAGACAUGAAAAAAACAGAAAACUGAAUAAUGUUUAUUUGAUUAGAACACUGCUCAGAGUUUUUCUAUCUGGAUCUAGACGUUACGUCAAAUGUAGCAGUGUAAUUAAAAUUACUUAUCCUAAAAUAUCAUAUGUUUGUGUGAAUUGUUGCAAACACGUUUGUGAGUGAAAAAAAAAUAUCAAUCUCAAGAAACAAUUACCAACCAGUUUAAAAUUCAAUUCUUAUUCGAUCUCCUCUUCAUGUUACUACUGUAUAUCUCUAAUUUAACAAAACAUACGAUGUUAUCAAUUCAACGAUUGUUUUCUUCAUUAAAAAGAAAUAGGAAUGAGUGGUAUAAUAAUUGUUAGAUGGCGCUGAGUGAAAUGUUUAUUAGGGAAUGAAUUUUAUCGAAGCAAUGAAUAAAAUGAUUUAACGUACUUACAAAUUGCAUAACAUGUUUUUCUGGGUCAUCAAUGAAAUUUUAAACGCUGUUGGACAGAAUCUAAUAUUUUUCUACGAUGUAAAUCUGUGGAGAAAUAUUAUACCACUAUGUGGCUGUCCAAAAAAAAUGAAGAAACCAGAAAAACCAAAUUUAUUAUGCAUGCGCAAGAUGAUCGUUAAGUUUUACUUUUCUCAUUACAUCCAUCACGAAUAUUGAAGAAAUGAGGAAGAUCAUUACUUGGUCCAUAUAAAAAGCAAGAAUGUAACUAACAGCUAAGGAGUUUCACAUAUAUUAAUAAUUCAUAACUGUAAAAUUUGACCACUUUUGUUAAGGACUCCGGAAUGAAUUUAUAUUCUUGAAUUAUUACAAGUAUGAAUUAUUCAUUAUUCUGGUGCAUAAGAUCUAUCGUUAUUUGUUACUUUGUAAUGUAUAAUUUUUUGAUGAACCGUUGUCAAUAAUUAAUUAGGGACUUUGGUUUGAAUUAUUAGUUUUAUUUCAACUGUUUUUUGUUCAUGUUAUGGGGGCGUUGUACGUGCAUUUUUGAAAUAUUAAUUAAUUAUAUGAAAUUUUACAAUAACGGCAUAAUUGCAAUAUCAGGUGAUGACCUGUUAGAGACAGUCCGAGGAGUAUAAGUAAUGAAAAAGUAAAUAUACAUAUUGUAUACAUUUUAGUCAAAUUAUCAGGGUAUAGGAAAUCCGCUGGACGAUAUCAAGGAAAUGAAAGACGUCAAGUACUGUAAUCAUUUUCAUCACAUUCCUCAUUCGCGGUUGAGUGCUGUAAAAAUCGCAAAAAUCAUUCUAAUACUUUCCACUAAUAUUUUGAGGAGGAAGAAAAAUGACCAAAGUUUUUUUAACAAUCUCGAUUUUACAACGUCUUCUUCAUUGAUGUUUUGAAGCGACGAUAUUAUAUUCUAUUCUGCAUCGACGUUUUACUAUUUUUAUUAUAAUUGUAAACAUUGAAAUUGUACAGAAAUGAUGAGAAACUGUUCUCGUAACUAUAAAUGAUUUUUAUUUCGUAGCUCCUUUAAUGGAAAAACAAUAAAAUGUGGUUUUGUGUGUUGAAAAAAAAAUGGAGUGACGAUAAUUGAAUUGGUCUUAUAUGUGUGAUGCAUAAGACUUGUUUUUUGUUGACGUCAGCCUAUUGCACUAUUAUGAAUAAAAGAGCUCUAUGCAAAGAAUGACGACUUAUCAUUUUUUUUUCCCCAUAGCUAUUCAUCAUAUGAGGAAACCGGUUGCAUACUUUUCAGAAUUUAAUUUCCAUUUUGCCGAGUGACUUGAUUAAUGGCAGAGUGAUUAAUUAACAAGCUGUAAUGCUCGUCAUCUAUAAUUAUUUAUUAAAACUCUGAGGAAGCUGUAAUUCAAAGUAACCUCUUAUAAACAACGAUAUUAUGUACCCUCCAUGGGUAAUCGAUGUUUAACUUGAGGCACUUCGCUCGACUUUCUAUGUCACGUUUAAAUUUUGAUAAGACUUGCUGACCGUCUGUCUGUACUUCAACAAGACUCCUUUCGAACACUUCAUAUUAUACCAUAAUGAAUCAAGGAAUUCUUAUUGCGAUCAUCAAUCUGAUGUUCUUCGGAGCCAGUUUGGGUGCAUUAUGCACCCUCCAGAUUAAUGAAGCAGCAUCGUUGGACCCCAGAAUAGUGGUUGAUAAAAAUGUUUCCCAGAUAUCUUUAACAUCUAAGUGGAGCGCUGAUCUCGUCAAUAUACAGUAUCAAGUGCGCUUUGACCAUCAGGAUAAAUCUAUUUAUCGAUACAACGGCACUAUGUGUGAAAAAGAUGAAAGUGAUGGCUACAAAACUGCCAUGGCAGAAGCUGUUGAAGAAAUAACGGGUAUUUCACGUUGUACGGCAUUCAAAAAAGGGGAAAAUGUAUUUGGUGCUCCGGUGACUGAUGUUUCGUGUAAUAAUGCUCCAGAGAUAAUAGAAAUAGCGCAGCAGCCUAAUAAAGUAGCCAUUACUGUCAUCAGUGGAUAUUCAAUACGGCUGUCAGAGUUUACUGGGAGCAUGAAAGUAUUAGCAUAGUAAAGAUGCAGAUUACUGUUCAUCUGUUCAUCUGUUGAUUGAAUUUUAUUUCAAACCUGUGCUGUUCUAGGGGCUCAAGAUGAAUUAUUCAAUGAAAAAAAACAGCAAACUUCCGAUUUUUAUCUCAUAAUUUUUUUGACCAUAAGAAACCUUUAUCCUUUUUGAAAAUUAAAAUAUUCGGAAUAUUGAAUGUAUGAAGAAUAUAUAUGUAUUAUUUGAGAACGUCGAGAUGAAAUAUCGAAGCCUGAAAAAUAAACUAAUACACGGGAAUUUUGAAAGUUAUUCGACCCUGCCUAAGAUAAUCCAGCUCUAGCAAAACCAAAAUUGACGCAAAAAAAUGUAUGCAAUCGAAAAGGGGCGAUCGGAAUCCCGACAAACCUUACAUAUUUUAAGCAUCCACCCUAUAAUACUGAUCCCACACCAUCAAACUAUCUCGUGUUUCGGUCCCUCCAGAAUUCUGAUAAUAAAAAAAUUUGUCUCAUGGUUCGCAUCAUUAUCCGCAAUUUUUAAUUUUUUUAUAUUAAAAUUUGGUGUUUGUUUAAAUUUAUCUUAUCUCAGUCUUCCACAUAAGAAAAACGUCAAAAAUUGCAAAGCGAGAUGAGAUAAACAGAGUUGGAGUCAUCAAAAGAAGCCUCGAUAUUGCAAAUUACCAGACUGGAACCAAACUAAAUUUUUCCACGUUGAAGAAUAUCGAGAUAAUUCCUCCAAAAGAUCAACCUAUGAUGUCUCGCAAAAUCUUUUGCCGCAUCCUUCUGAUAUCAGUGAUGAUUAACAGAUAAUUUGUUUUACCGCAUCGCCAAGUGUAGCAUUUUUUAUGUCCACCUAGUCUUCGAGAACUUUGAAAAUGCAUUUUAUUUUUCAUUCAUUUUCUAGAAAGUCGAAGUGAAAACAGAUACGGCUAAACUGUAUAAUUAUAUGUGCUGUUACAACUGAUAAAAAUUGUUAUAUAAAGCCUAGACACCCAGCCAAAGCGAUGAAACCACGUUUCGCCAUUCGUCGUUAUUUCUGCGGCCUCGACCUUUUCUUCGUCACCAUGCGUCAAGAAUUUUACAUUGCGCUUGUCAACCUGAUGUUUCUUGGAAUAGUUUUGGCAGAUGAUUGUAAGAUCUCCAUCUACGAUGUAGUCAGUCUGAGUAAUAGAGCAAUAGUCGAUGACAGCGAUCCAGAAUCUACGUCCGUUACGAAUCAUUGGCAGGAAACGUAUGGCAUGAAAUUUCAAGCUCGUUAUGCUCGCGGCUGGAACUCAAAUAUAGAGCGUAGCCAAGGAGAAUUAUGUGACAAGAAGAAGGAUGAAGCUGGGCCCAUGCAGAAAUUCAUAGGUACUCUGUUUACCGAAAUCACGGGAUUAUCCAACUGCUGGGACUGGACAUAUGACCAAACUGGGAAAGGUUCUCGUGAGGUCACCCUCCCUUGUGACGAAGUUAAAGACCAACUGGUAAAUCCAGAUGGUGAAAGCAGUAUUGUCAUUGCACUUGUUGAUCGCGAUGGGGUUGGAUACGCGGAAUACACGGGAACGUUGGUGAAGAUGUAGUUAAGGUGGAAAUUUCUAGAGACACUAAUAGAAAAGUGUCAAAAUUUCAUUACACUUUUCUAUUCUAACAUUCCAGAUAUUUUCUUUCAUACCUUUUUAGUAUGUAAAAAAUAUGUGAAAUGGUUUAAAAAAUAAUAAAUUGUACAAUCAUUCAA
Diachasmimorpha longicaudata is the source of this 18249-nucleotide messenger RNA. RefSeq lists its product as uncharacterized. The record is from RefSeq and is a predicted model, not a curated record. The coding region runs from base 262 to 10800 and encodes 3512 amino acids. The transcript is spliced from 11 exons. NCBI's taxonomy places the organism in Eukaryota, Metazoa, Arthropoda, Insecta, Hymenoptera, Braconidae.